This is a messenger RNA of Rhea pennata, 2661 nucleotides long. It is a transcript of the gene PKMYT1, whose product is annotated as protein kinase, membrane associated tyrosine/threonine 1. The transcript is spliced from 8 exons. The record is from RefSeq and is a predicted model, not a curated record. Gene Ontology annotation, biological process: meiotic cell cycle; protein phosphorylation; negative regulation of G2/MI transition of meiotic cell cycle. Gene Ontology annotation, molecular function: ATP binding; protein tyrosine kinase activity. NCBI's taxonomy places the organism in Eukaryota, Metazoa, Chordata, Aves, Rheiformes, Rheidae. Bases 1 to 1557 code for a protein of 518 amino acids. Gene Ontology annotation, cellular component: nucleus; cytoplasm.
AUGGUGCUGCUGUUGCCGGCGGUACCGGUACAACCGCCGCCGACGGUACUGCCUCUGGCGCCGCCGCUGGUGGUACCACCACCGCCCGCACGAGCCCCGCUGGUACCGCUACAACCGCUGCCGGCGGUACCACCGCCACCGGGGCCCUCGCGGGGGCUUAGAAACCCCUCGGGAACCCCCAAAUCUACACAACGGCGUCAGCUUCGGCCCCGCCCCCCUGUUGUGACGGCGGGGCGGCAGGGGGCGGAGCCCGAGCCCGGCCCCGCCCCCGCGGCCCCGCCCCCCGCCAGCCGCCUCUACGACCCCCGGCGCCCCCAGACCUUCUUCCGCCAGUGCUUCCAGGUGCUGGGGCGCCUGGGCCGCGGCUCCCACGGCGAGGUCUACAAGGUGCGCAGCCGCGAAGACGGCCGCCUGUACGCCGUCAAGCGGACUCUGGAACCGUACCGGGGCGCCGCCGACCGGCGUCGCAAACUGGCCGAGGUUCGCAAACACGAACGGGUCGGUCGUCACCCGCAUUGCUUGGGCCUCGUGAGGGCCUGGGAGGAGAAAGGUCAACUGUACCUCCAGAGCGAGCUGUGCCCCGGCGGGCCGCUGCGACGGCCGGCCCGCGGCGGCCUGGCGCCUUGGCGUGCCGCCGCCUACCUCUGGGACCUGCUCCAGGCCCUGGGUCACCUCCACGCCCGCCGGUUGGCCCACUUGGACGUCAAACCGGCCAACGUGCUGUUGGCGCCGGGCGGCUGUCGCUUGGGCGAUUUCGGUUGCCUCUUGGAACCGGGCGGGCGAGUCGGCGACGGAGCCGAGGGCGACCCGAGGUACCUGGCGCCCGAGGCCUUGCGGGGCGACCUAGGACCCGCCGCCGACGUCUUCAGCCUCGGCCUCACCCUCUUGGAGCUGGCGGCCGGGCGGGAGCUGCCGGCCGCCGGCGACGGGUGGCAGGAGCUGCGGCGCGGGCGGCUGCCGGCGGCGUUGGCGGCGGGGUUGUCGCCGGAGCUGCGGACGUUGGUGGUGGCCAUGUUGGAACCGGAACCUGGCCGGAGACCUUCGGUGGAGACUUUGUUGCGUACGGCUUUGAUGCGUCGGGCGGGGCGUUGGCGAGCUUUCACCCGAUUGGCCGACGAGGCGCUGCGGCGGGCGGGGCAGCUGCUGCAGGACAUCCGGGCCCUGCUGCGGUGGCUAUGGGGCGCGCUAUGGGGCCCGGCACGCUGGCUGCGGGCCCCCGUGACGCCGCCCCACUCGCCGCUGUCGCCCCGCUUCAGCCCCGCCAGCGACUGGGACGAAGACGAGGAGGACGACGACGACGAUGACGGUGGCCCCACGCGUUGGGCGCAAAGUGCCCCGGGGCGGCAAGGAGGCGCCUGGGCCGACUCGCCGCGGGGGAGCCCUACAUCUUUCUCCCGCCACGGCCGUGCCCCGUCCCCAGGCGCUGCCUCCACCCCACGGCGCGCCGGCGCCCCACAGAGCGGCUCCGGCUCGAGGUCCCCGGAGAGCAGCCCCGGUUCCUUGGCCACCCUGCGCCGCACCCUCACCUUCGAGGAGGAACCCGACUCCCCGCUCUAAUAAAAGGUCCGGCUGCCCCACGGCGCCGCUGCCCCACGGCGCCGCCGCCUCCCUGCUUUAUUGGCGUCACCGACCGGGAAAGGGGGUGGGGGGGGUCUGGGUGGGUGGAGUGGGGUGGGGGGACGCGUCGGUUGGCACCGGGAUGGAGACGGUGUUGGGCCGUGGCACCGCAGGGACAUCGGUUGGCCAAUGGGGCGGCAGCGAGGGGGGCGGUCGGCCAAUGGGGCGGCAGCGAGGGGGGCGCGAGGUCCACGGCCAGUGCCACACGUCUGUGGGAUGGUGCUGGAUGUCCGCUGCAUCAGAUGACCAUCGAUGGUGGCACUGGAUCUCCAUGGGCAUCUCUGGAUGUCCCUGGGUGGUGGCACUGGAUCUCCAUGGGGUUGGUGGCGCUGGAUCUCCAUGGGCAUCUCUGGAUGUCCCUGGGUGGUGGCACUGGAUCUCCAUGGGGCACCCCAUGGUGCUGGAUCUCCAUGGGCAUCUCUGGAUGUCCCUGGGUGGUGGCACUGGAUCUCCAUGGGCAUCUCUGGAUGUCCCUGGAUAGUGGUGCUGGAUCUCCAUAGGCAUCUCUGGAUGUCCCUGAAUGGUGGCACUGGAUCUCCAUGAGUUGUCCCUGGCUGCUGGCCAAGGAUCUCCAUGGGAGUGGUGGCACUGGAUCUCCAUGGGGCUCUCUGGUUGUCCCUGGGUGGUGGCACUGGGUCUCCAUGGAGCUCUCUGGAUGUCCCUGGGUGGUGGCACUAGAUCUCCACGGGGGUGGUGGCACUGGAUCUCCGUAGGCAUCUCUGGAUGUCCCUGGGUGGUGGCACUGAUCUCCACAGGGCUCUCUGGUUGUGCCUGGAUGGUGGCACUGGAUCUCCAUAGGCAUCUCUAGUUGUCCCUGGGUGGUGGCACUAGACCUCCAUGGGGCUCUCUGGUUGUCCCUGGAUGGUGGCACUGGAUCUCCAUAGGCAUCUCUAGUUGUCCCUGGGUGGUGGCACUAGACCUCCAUGGGGCUCUCUGGUUGUCCCUGGAUGGUGGCACUGGAUCUCCACGAGGCUUUCCGGUUGUCCCUGGGUGGUGGCCACAGAUCUCCAUAGGGAUAGUGGCACUGGAUCUCCAUAGGUCUCU